AUGUUGCCGUUAAGCAAAAUUCAGCUCGUGCUUUGCGCCGUGAUUCUUAUUCUACCGGCACUUCAAAGUGGGGCGUUUUUGUCUGCUACUGAAGGUCAGAUCGACUGCGUACAGCUUAUCAUUAAAAACGGAAUGACAGAAUGCACACGCGAAGGAUUUGAUGAUUUUGAAAGUUAUGACCGUCACACAUGCGAGCUGAAAUGCGGUGAAGAAGGUAAAAAUAGGUUGCCGUUGCCAGAUGGGGUUUGCUCCGGUGGUAAAGUUCACUGCACUGAAAAAGUGAAAGACAUCCUCUAUCAAUGGGAUGCGGAUGUGGAGGAUAGAAAAAACAAAAUUAAAAGAAAAUGGUGCACUGCUUCUGAAAGGAAGUAACUUUGGUUACGAUGAGUGCGAUAAAUAAAGAA
This is a messenger RNA of Ixodes scapularis (black-legged tick), 404 nucleotides long. RefSeq lists its product as uncharacterized. The transcript is spliced from 4 exons. The coding region runs from base 1 to 372 and encodes 123 amino acids. Lineage: Eukaryota; Metazoa; Arthropoda; Arachnida; Ixodida; Ixodidae. The record is from RefSeq and is a predicted model, not a curated record.